AUGGAUAUCGCCCUCGAAAUUUGGGACACCUUUAUUGGUGAUCGUCUAUACGCCUCUCUACUUCCUCUCUCUCUUGCCUCAUCCGCCUCGCUCCCCGGCUUCACUACUGUCACCAACAGCACCCUGUCGUUCUUUGGUGCAACCCAGCCCUUCGUUUACGAACCGGCUACUCAAUUGAUCUACUUGGAGCCUUCCAAGUUUGCCUAUCUGAGCGCCUGGCCAAGGAACAAUAUCUACCGUCAAUUCCUCAGUUUCUUCUUGAUCGUCUGGAUCUUCGGUAUCAUCGUCUACUUCAUUUCCGCAAGUCUAUCCUACAUCUUCAUCUGGGACAAGACCACCGUUCAUCACCCUAAAUACCUCAAGAACCAAAUUCCUAUGGAGAUCGCCCAGACUAUGCGCUCAAUGCCGGUUAUGUCCCUGUUGACUGCCCCUUUUCUGGUCGCCGAAGUCCGUGGUUACGCCAAGCUUUAUGAUACCUUCUCCGACGAGCCAUUCCCCUACUACAGUAUUAUCCAAUUCCCGCUAUUCAUCAUGUUCACCGAUCUCUGCAUCUACUGGAUUCACCGCGGCCUGCACCACCCGCUUAUUUAUAAGACCUUGCACAAGCCUCACCACAAAUGGAUUAUGCCUAGUCCCUUCGCCUCCCACGCUUUUCACCCACUUGACGGCUGGUCGCAGAGUGUCCCUUACCACGUGUUCCCGUUCAUCUUCCCGCUCCAGAAGCUGGCCUACGUCUUCCUCUUCGGAUUCAUCAACCUCUGGACCGUGCUGAUUCACGACGGCGAAUACGUUGCCAACAGCCCGGUGAUCAAUGGAGCAGCCUGCCACACCAUGCACCACCUGUACUUCAACUAUAACUAUGGCCAGUUCACAACCCUCUGGGAUCGUCUGGGAGGCAGUUAUCGCAAGCCCAACGAGGAGCUCUUCCGCCGUGACACAAAGAAUGGCGAGGAGGAAUGGAAGCGACAGACCAAGGAGAUGGAAACCAUUCUCAAGGAUGUCGAAGGCGAUGAUGACCGGGCGUACCUGGCCGAUUCACAGACCAAGAAGAACCUGUGA
Messenger RNA from Aspergillus niger, 1059 nucleotides. RefSeq lists its product as uncharacterized. The transcript is spliced from 2 exons. Bases 1 to 1059 code for a protein of 352 amino acids. NCBI's taxonomy places the organism in Eukaryota, Fungi, Ascomycota, Eurotiomycetes, Eurotiales, Aspergillaceae. Gene Ontology annotation, molecular function: oxidoreductase activity; iron ion binding. The record is from RefSeq and is a predicted model, not a curated record. Gene Ontology annotation, biological process: lipid biosynthetic process.